CCCAGCGUUGCCAUGGCAACGGCUCAUCUCUUCUGCAGCAGAGGCAAUGUCUGCCUGCGGGGACCAAGGGAAGGAGCCCUACACUUUCCACCAUCUCCCUCAAAAGGGCUUCCAGGCCUUGGAGAGCAGGGAGACCAGGGACCUCCUACUCAAAUGGUCUAUGGAUGGCAGAAUCACAAUACAGGCAUUCAGCUUUGACCAGAAUUUCAAAGGCUAUCAGCGAGAUGAUUUUAUUAUGGACUUUUUAAAUCAUCCAGAAGUUAACCGCAAUUUGAAGUUGCUUUCGUCUUCUGGACAGUGGACUACAUUAGAUAUUAAUGUGAGAAAAGUUGAGGUCGAGGCUCUUCUGUGUACACAGGUUUCUAUGUCAUUUUUUGAUCGAUUAUACUGUGAAGGAGUUAUUCGACAAAAUGGAAAUAUUGUAAAGUGUUAUGAUGAAUAUCAUGAUGAAAUUCUUAUUGCAGAUGAAUUAAGAAAGGUUCUACUUCUUGAAGAUUCAGACCACUAUGACUUGUUUAGCCAUUCAGACCGUGAGGAGUUUCUGUUCUGUCUUUUUAAACAUCUUUGCAUUGGAGGAGUUCUCUGUCAAUACGAAGAUGUUAUUGGUCCAUACUUAAAAACAACAAAGGCUUUAUAUAAAGAUCUAGUGAGUGUUCAAAAGGAUCCUGAAACAAAGAAAAUAAAUAUAAUAUCUACUGUCUUUAAAGUCUGGGCAUACGAUGCUAAUGGCCUUUGUUAUCCAUCAUCCAACAGACAUGAACAGAAUUUUGCCUAUUUUAUUGUGAAUCCUUUGAAACGACACAUCUAUGUUUUGUACCACUCAUUUGGCGAAGCUUUGUUCUGUAACUGACUCUUCUUGGUUCUUCAAGUAUAUUUGAUUAAUAGUUGAAUUCUCUUUAAAUAUAAUUUGUCAAAGAGAUCUACAUUAUCUACACAUGGAAUACAUUUAGACUGUUUUUUCUAAUGUGCUCAGUGUGAUUUUAGAGGCAUAGUUUAUAUUAUUAAUAUUGCAGACUAUACAUCCAUGUCAAUACUGGUACAAUAUACUAUCUGAAACAUUUUGCUGUUGCUGAAUUAUAUCCCACCUGUAUGCAAAGAUGUUUUCCACUCUAUUUGAAACUAUUAUAUUGCCAUUUUCUUCAGCUUUUAAAAACUAUAAAUUAAAAUAAAUUAAAACUUUGUAAAUACAUA
Sceloporus undulatus (fence lizard) is the source of this 1191-nucleotide messenger RNA. RefSeq names its product cilia and flagella associated protein 300 (gene CFAP300). NCBI's taxonomy places the organism in Eukaryota, Metazoa, Chordata, Lepidosauria, Squamata, Phrynosomatidae. The record is from RefSeq and is a predicted model, not a curated record. The transcript is spliced from 7 exons. The coding region runs from base 47 to 850 and encodes 267 amino acids.